Messenger RNA from Dipodomys ordii (Ord's kangaroo rat), 3466 nucleotides. RefSeq names its product low density lipoprotein receptor-related protein 11 (gene Lrp11). The transcript has 8 exons. Gene Ontology annotation, molecular function: protein binding. The record is from RefSeq and is a predicted model, not a curated record. The coding region runs from base 1 to 1560 and encodes 519 amino acids. Lineage: Eukaryota; Metazoa; Chordata; Mammalia; Rodentia; Heteromyidae.
AUGGAGCGCAGGGGACACUCCGGAUCCGCACCCCGGGAUACCUGGAUUCUGCGGCUGCUCUGCGGGCUGCUCUGCUGGAAUGUGGCCGGGCUGCCGAGCGUCCGCACCGCCGGAGCCCCGCCCGCGCCGCUGUCCGAGCUGCACGCGCAGCUGUCGGGCGUGGAGCAGCUGCUGGAGGAGUUCCGCCGGCAGCUCCAGCAGGAGAGGCCGCAGGAGGAGCUGGAGCUGGAGCUGCGCGGCGGCGGCCCACGAGAGGGCUGCCCCGGCCCGGGCGGCGAUGGCUACAGCGCCAUGGCGGACGCCAUCAUCCGCACCAAGGACUCCAUCGCGGCGGGCGCCAGCUUCCUGAGGGCGCCGGCGGCCGUGCGGGAUUGGCGGCAGUGCGUGACGUCCUGCUGCUCCGAGCCACGCUGCUCCGUGGCGGUGGUGGAGCGGCCCCGGCGGCCCACGGCCCCGGCCGCCGCGCUCCGCUGCUACCUCUUCAACUGCACGGCGCACGGCCGCAGCGUCUGCAAGUUCGCGCUGCAUCGAGGCUACAGCAGCUACAGCCUCAGCCGCGCCCCCGAGCUGGGGAACCUGGAAGCCCACCUCAGCCUCAGCCGAGCCCCGGAUCUGGGUGGCCUGGAAACCGCAGCUCCGGCCAAGGCCACUGCCUGGGCCCCGCCCCCUCUGGAUGAGGACAGGCCUCCACUUAGCAAGGCUGGGAAGGAUGUGAUUUUGCAUCUGCCCAUGGAUGGGGUGGUUUUGGAUGGCCGAGAGAGCACAGACGACCACGCCAUCAUCAAGUACGAGUGGACGCUGUUACAGGGUGACCCAUCAGUGGACAUGCAGGUGCCUCAGCCAGGAACCCUGAAGCUUUCCCACCUGCAGGAAGGGGAGUAUACGUUCCAGCUGACUGUGACUGACACUGUGGGUCAGAGAAGCUCUGACAAUGUGUCGGUGGCUGUGCGUGCCAGGACCUAUACCCCAGGAGGAUGCCUGACUGUUUGCUCGCGCUACCACUUCUUCUGCGAUGACGGCUGCUGCAUCGACAUCACCCUGGCUUGCGACGGCAUGCCGCAGUGUCCAGAUGGGUCUGACGAAGCCUUCUGUCAAAACUUGGGCCUUGACCGCAAGAUGGUGAGUCACACAGCAGCCAGUCCUGCCCAGUCAAGAACCAUGGGGCAGAGUCAAGAUGCAGGCGAGGACUCCUUGUUGGAAAAGUCCCAGAGAACCACUACCCCCAACCAGCCAGCUACAUUGUCAGACACAGGGAAGAACCAUUCCUUCUCCAUGGGUUCAGAAAGUGAAGUCAUCCUCGGGGUGCCAGAUAGCUCCUCAAGGAAGAACAAAAAAGAGGAGGAAAGUUAUAUUUUUGAGUCCAAGAGUGAUCAUGCAAGAGAAGAACACCCGCCUCCCGAAGCAGGUGCCGUACUGCCUCUGGCAUUGGGUUUGGCAAUCACUGCUUCGCUUCUUCUCAUGGUUGUUUGCCGAUUACGAUUGGUGAAACAGAAACUUAAGAAAGCUCGUCCCAUUACAUCUGAGGAAUCUGACUACCUCAUAAAUGGGAUGUAUCUGUAAUAAGUGUAAUUUAAUAGCUUAGGGCAAGGACAUGCUUCACUCACAAUUUCCUAUGUUGGGCUCUGCCAUUUAUGACCUCUUGCAAGAUCCUGUAAAUCAUAAACCUUUAUUUAGUGUAGAUUUCCUGUAGGAGGUAGGUGAAGUGUUUUGAAAUUUAGAGAGGAGUUGAAAUUUAUUAGGAAUUCAUGUGAUUAAAGACUUUUACUAUCUUACUUCUCAAUUUAUCAAAUCUAUCCUUGGAAACAGAAGCUUGUGGUCUGCUGAGGCAGAAAAGUCGGUAUUUCAACAUGACCUCAGUAUGGCAGUGCUUUGUUGAGAAGUAACCACCACUGGCCCUGCAGCCCCUGGGCAGCUUUCCCAGGUCUGCUUUAAGUUUCCUGGCUCUCCUUUCUCACUUCCCCCAGAAAAUGUUUCUUAAACUGGAUUUCACAUGUUUAUGCUUGAGAUGGUGCCUUUGAUAGGUGUGUUGGAAUUUUCUGAGCAGCUGAGUGAAGCCUCAGGGUAGAGUAAUGUGGGCCCUCCCAAUUCCUCUGAUAUUGUAUCAUGUUUGUGGCUGCCAUCUUAGGCUGAUCCUUGGAGAAAACAAGAUUUGGGAUGAGGAAGGGCUCUAAAAUGGCUAUGAAGUAAGGUAGGAAAUGAAUGUAGGAGCAGAGAACCAGGAGAACCAAAAUUUUUAAUAGAAACAGCUGUGAGUAAGUGUGCAAGAAGACAAUUACUAUUGGUUCCCGUUGGUCAAUAUGGCCUGUGGCCCAGGACACACUUUUCAUGUCUGUGGUCAAUGGUUCUAAUCACAAGUCCUUGAUAAAAGAGACAAAUGCAAACUCUAAAACCGAACAUUGGAUUUGUGGGCAUAACUUCAACAUGUUACCAUAUGUAAGUACUGGCUCGUUAUUUGGCCUACUGGAAUGAGCCAGGGUUUGUGUAUGGCACUACCACUCAGCUACAUUCCAGCCCUUAUCAGUUUUAAUUCUUUAAAAAGUUAUAAUGUACUAUCAGCUAGAUGUCAGACUUGAGAGAGCAGAACGCAAGUGUUGCACAAAUUUAUCCUUACAGAAAACUGGCAUCUAACUUAGGGCACUGGACAGCAAAUUACUCCCUUUAUUACACUCUAGAAGUUAUUCUACUGAAAUGUAUAUGUAGUGUGGCAGUAUGGUGUCACAUAUUCCUAUUCAUUUUUACAUAAGUGGAAAAUGUUUAAUGCACUUGAAAACAGCCUGAAUCUGCUUCUUUAGCAAGGGGCAUGAUUUUGGUGGCAAAUAUAUUGAAACACAUAAACAAAUGGAAAGUUAGCUCUAGAAAACCAAACUGACUAUCAUGUUUGUUUCCUGAGAAACUCUGUCCUUUUUUUUUUUUAAACUAUUAAAUGCUUAGAGUUUAAUAGUGAUUUAAACAUACUGACGACAGAGAAAUGAAGUUAAGGUAUCUGUAUCUGUGAUUCUACAUAAUUUUUUAUCUAGAAGGAUGUCACCUAUAGCCAUAUCUAAUAAAAACUGUUAAGGCAUGCAUCUCCCAGCACAUUUUAUAUAUGAAGAAAUUAAUACUAUUUGGUAUUGCUAUGAUGUUGAAAAUUCCUUUAAUAAAUUGUAUUUUCUUCCACCUUUAAAAAAAUCUUUUAAUGUAAAUCCUAAGUUGCUAAUGUUGACUGAGGUGUUAAUUGUAUUAUUUGGAUUGAAUUAUACCAACUAUUAUUUUACAAAAGGAGAAAUAGAGGAUUAGUGAUUUUCUUGAGACCCUAUAACAUAAAUUAGAAAUGAGUAUUGUAGCCCAUACCUUUAUUCCUAGCUGCUUGGGAAAUCAGAGGCAAGAUUAUUAAGAUCUUAUCUCAAAAGCAUAAGUAACUCAAGUAGUAGAGCACUUGCUUGGGAAGCAAGAGGCCUUGGCCUGGGUAUUCAAUCCCGUAUUCUGC